GGAGCUUCAUCGAAUUCAGGUCGGCCGAUGUGCACUGACGUUACCUGCUUCACUGAACGUCAACGUGGUUUCAUGUGAAUCGGUACUGCAGUUGUUGACUGAACAUAAGAUGAGAAAGAUCCUGAUCAUUGAAUGAGGGUAAAGGUCCAAAGGCAUCGUCUAAUCAAAUGGAUAUUUUUACGAAAGAUCGAAUCAUCAGUCCCCUUGGCAGAAACAUGGUAAUUUUGAUUAGAGUCCAGGAACGAAGAAGGAUACACUGAACAAUUGCUACAAUUUACUGUACCAAGUGCAGCAUGAAGACGCUUACUAUUGUGACAUUCACGCUUUUGGUUAACUCUUUAGGUUGUUACUGUAAUCCAGAUGCCAAGAGGCUUUAUGAUGAUCUUCUUUCUAAUUACAACAAACUGGUGCGGCCGGUUGUCAACAUAACAGAUGCACUCACCGUCAAGAUCAAACUUAAACUAUCGCAGUUAAUUGAUGUUAACCUCAAGAAUCAGAUUAUGACAACGAACUUAUGGGUGGAACAGACAUGGUAUGAUUACAAGCUUACAUGGAAUCCUAAAGAAUAUGGAGGUGUUGAGAUGUUGCAUGUUCCUUCAGAUCAUAUUUGGAGGCCAGAUAUUGUAUUGUACAACAAUGCUGAUGGCAACUUUGAAGUAACUUUGGCGACAAAAGCCACCUUAAACUACACAGGUCGUGUGGAUUGGAAGCCACCUGCUAUAUACAAGUCUUCCUGUGAGAUAGAUGUUGAAUACUUCCCGUUUGAUGAACAAACAUGUAAGAUGAAAUUCGGCUCUUGGACCUACGAUGGAUACCAGGUACACUUUGAUGAAUCUGCUAGUUUGAUAAGAAUUCAGGUUGAUCUGCGACACUUGGACGAGGUGAAACACUCAGCAGUUGUAGAUAUUGGAGUCGAUUUAACAGAAUUUUAUACUUCUGUUGAAUGGGAUAUACUGGAGGUACCAGCAAUCAGGAACGAAAAGUUCUACACCUGUUGUGAUGAACCUUAUCUCGAUAUAACGUUCAACAUCACGAUGCGAAGAAAGACUUUAUUCUAUACCGUGAACCUGAUAAUACCCUGCAUGGGAAUUUCAUUUCUCACCGUUCUUGUGUUCUACUUGCCAUCUGAUAGUGGUGAGAAGGUGAGCCUUUCCAUCUCGAUUCUGUUAUCGUUAACUGUGUUCUUCCUACUACUGGCUGAAAUCAUUCCUCCAACAUCACUUGUGGUUCCAUUACUGGGGAAGUUUGUACUAUUUACUAUGAUUCUGGACACAUUUAGUAUAUGUGUUACAGUCGUCGUUUUGAACGUACAUUUUCGCUCUCCACAAACUCAUGUGAUGUCCUUGUGGGUUCGACGAGUUUUCAUCCAUAUUCUUCCAAGAUUGUUGGUGAUGAGAAGGCCUCACUAUCAAUUGGAUCGAAGCUCAAAUCACAGGGUUAUGAUAAGAACAUGCAAUGGUUUGGAACUUAGAGACGUCAAGUACCUGGAUGAGGAGGAUCCUGAUGAUACUCUAGGUGUUUUUCAAAGUGGAAGUUCUAGAGAUGAAUUAACCCCUAGGGAAGUGGAAACAAUUUCUAUUCACCGCGGCGGCAUGCGGGACGAUAUACCAUCUCCAAUAUUCCACUUGGAAGAAGCAGUUGAAGAUGCACUUUGUAAAAGUACUUUGUACUGGUGCGAGUGUCCUGAGCUACUAAAGGCUAUUGAUGGAGUGAGAUUCAUUGCGGACCAUACCAGACGAGAGGAGGAUUCGACAAAAGUAAAGGAAGAUUGGAAAUACGUAGCGAUGGUACUAGACAGACUAUUCCUAUGGAUAUUUACAUUGGCUGUGUUAGUGGGUACAGCAGGAAUCAUUCUGCAGGCGCCUACACUUUACGACGAUCGCAAGCCGAUCGAUGUUAGGCUAUCUGGAAUUGCAUCCACUACUGCGAAACCAUUUCUGGCAAUUCCUAAAUAAAAACUUAAUUAUGUAAUAGCUAGUUAUGCGAGCGUAAAAAUUACUUGUUUUGUUCAACUAGUGUCCAUCAGCAGGUUAGUAGUAGGACAUACUGUGUGUUCGCAGAUUCAGUUUCUUGAUUGUGGUGACAUCACAAGCGUUUGGCUUAGGCGUCCAGUGUAAGCUAUAUAUUUUGGAAUUUUAGCGCUUCUGCUGAACUGUAGAAAAAGAGGCAAGCUUGCUAGUUUUGUGUUUGCGAGCUAUCAGUUUCAGAUCUUAGAAAUGAACGGAAUCAAGUAAAGCUUUGUUAAAUAUUCAUAUAU
Acanthoscelides obtectus is the source of this 2257-nucleotide messenger RNA. NCBI's taxonomy places the organism in Eukaryota, Metazoa, Arthropoda, Insecta, Coleoptera, Chrysomelidae. The record is from the annotation of a GenBank genome assembly.